Molecule: messenger RNA, 11349 nt
Organism: Puntigrus tetrazona (Sumatra barb)
Lineage: Eukaryota; Metazoa; Chordata; Actinopteri; Cypriniformes; Cyprinidae
Gene: nav1a
Product: neuron navigator 1a
Biological process (GO): neuron migration; microtubule bundle formation; neurogenesis
Cellular component (GO): microtubule cytoskeleton; axon initial segment
Molecular function (GO): ATP hydrolysis activity
Source: RefSeq, a predicted model, not a curated record
AGUGGGUUUACUCCAUGCUUACGCUCUCCUUCGGGUUAGAUUGGUUUGACCGGGUGCUGUUGGGGUUUUUUUUUUGGACGCUCAUCGCGUGUCAUAUCCGAGGAGUUAGGUCAGCUUUCAAUAACUUUUGUGAAUGAGUAAGACUUCCUCGCGUUAACAGAACCGGGGGCCGCCGAUUGGCCGAGGGCUCCGCUGCCCUGCGAGAAAACUUCCUGUUUCCUCCGAGUGGACUUUGUGUUUCAUUGGGAGAGCACGCCAAAGGAUGCAAGUGUAAUCCAGGAAAAAACACAUCCUAUUGUUUCUUGGGAUCCGUAGCCCGCGCUUCUCAACGGCAUUGCGAAGGAAGGCGCUGUACGGUGAAGCUGUGAGCUUCUGACUUGGUGCAACCAUGAGUGGGGGAGUGAAUGUGAAGAGUCUUCCACGAGCCCAGCCAGGCUCCGGCAUCCCUCUGCACAGGACCAGACUUCCCUCCCCAAAACCUGAGCCCAAAAGCACCAGCAGUGGCCUUCCGAGACCAUCCACACAUGUCCCAACUAGCAACAGAGCGUCCUGCAGCAGCAGCCCUACAGCUGUCUCCUCCAGAGACGUGUUAAGGGACACCACCCUCAGAAACCAGCAUCUGCUACUAAGAGGCAGUCCACCUAGUCAACGUGCUUCCACUAGUCCUCAAACACAGACCCAAGACUCUAGAUCAGCCCACAGCAGUCCACAAGUUCGACGGAAAGAGUCAAGGGGUACUAUAGAGGGGUCCAAGACAGAGAGUUUGCUUGACAUUCGGUCCAAUGGCAACAAGAACUUCCAGAGUGGAAUCUUUCGCCCCCAGAUGGGACAAAUGGACAACGAUAACAGUUUGAUCUCAGAAGAUCUCAAAUGCCACGAGGAGAGCAUUGCUUCUGGAGGCAGCCAAAGCAAGACGGGAAUCCCUUCAUUCAGAUUUAGUAACAAAAACUUGAGGCCUGGUCCAGCGGCUGCUAACGUAGAUACAGGUCUUCUCAGAGUCCGUCGAGAGAGAGUGUCCCUGCAGAACAGUGCCUCCAGUAGUUUUUCAGAUGAGGAGAUGUGCACUCCAGAUGAUCUCAGUCCGGAGGUCCCACAGAAGCCACCCCCUGAGACUACUACAGUCCCGAAACAGGAAACCUCUAGUGUUGAGAUGCUCAAAGUCAAACAGUUACCAAAGGUCAACAUGGCUGCUGUGGCACCUUUCAGAUACAGACUGCAGAUCCAGGAAGACAUAUCUCUGGAUGACUUCAGCGACUGCUCCUCUGACUCAAUAGAAGUCUGCUGCGAUGACCUCAAUACUGGCGGAAUGCUUGGGGGUAGCCCAAGAGGACAAGGAGUAGAUCUGGAGACCGAAGCUGACAAAACGUCCAAAGCCAAGACCCCCCAGGGCCAGGCGGGAGCCAACGGAGUUGGGGGCAUGGCUGCAAAAAGGGGCAAGUCAGGGCUCCCACAGGCUACUCCUCGGGCUGAGCUAAAGGUCUACCGAGCGGGAAACUCUGAGGGUCGUCUUCCAGUGCCUAGUAACCUGCGCAAGCAAAAGUCCUUGACCAAUUUAUGCGUGCUUACGGAUGCAGAGAAGAAGAUGCACCUGUACCAGCCCAAGUGGUCAGACGACAUGGAAAAGCCAGGGGCAGGUCAGAAUAAGUCUGGCAAGCUUAAAGAUGCUGGAGGGGGCACGGGCAAGGGUAUCCCACUUUCCAAGAACCUUUCCAAGUCGGAGCAUUCGCUAUUUCAGGGAAAGCCAAAACCCUUUAGCCCACCUUCCAAGCUGGGCAAACCCAGUCGGAUACCAAAGGGUCCUUACGCUGAGGUCAAACCCAUCAGCAAGGCUCAAGAGCUGGCAGAUGACGGCAAGUCAGAUGAUGAGAUCUUGUCCAGCAAGGCUAAAGCUAAUGGUAAGAAAACUUUAAGUGGUACCUCAGGGGCAGCCACCCCAGGAGGGGGCGGAGGGGUCAAAGAUGCACCCGAACCAGAGGAAGGGGACAAGACCUUCCUAAAGGUGGACCCUGAACUGGUUGUAACGGUACUUGGGGACCUGGAGCAGCUUCUCUUCAGUCAGAUGUUGGAUCCCGAGUCCCAGAGGAAACGCACCGUUCAGAAUGUCCUCGACCUCCGGCAGAACCUGGAAGAUACCAUGUCCAGCUUACGGGGGUCGCAGCUCAGCCACAGCUGUAUUGAGAACAGCAUGUGCUAUGACAGCGAUGAGACGAACGCCCGCAGCAUCUCUAGCCUGUCCAACCGCUCGUCUCCUCUUUCCUGGCGCCAAGGCCAGUCCAGCCCUCGUCUACAGGCCGGUGACGCCCCCUCCUCCGGGGUCGCCGCCCACUCGCUGCCCGUCCGGGCCUCAACACAGAUCAGUCACCUGCAGCGCAUCCAGCUCAUCGAGGGCCUGGGCGCCGCCGACGAUGACCUGGCCGACCUCAAGUCGGCUUUCCUCAGCGACGCCAAUCUGACGGGCAAGAGCCAACCACAAGAUGAAGAUGACGACGACGACGACGACGAUGUAGACGUCGAUGAUGAUGACCUAGCCAAUGGUUGGGAUGAAAGCAGCUCCAUCAGCAGCGGUUUGAGCGACGGUUCAGACAACCUCAGCUCGGAGGAGUUCAACGCAGGCUCCUCCCUCAACUCCCUGCCAACAACUCCCAUUGGCUCCCGGCGAAACUCUGCCAUUGUGCUGCGCACCGAUGCUGAGAAGCGCUCGCUGGUUGAAAGCGGUCUUUCCUGGUACAGCGAGGAGACCAAGGCACAGUGCCGGAACGAGGGAGGAUACGACACGGGCAGCCUUAAGGCAGAGUCAUCCAACAAAUGGAAAAAAAGCCGAUCGCAGGAUGACACGGGAGUCAAGGGUGAGCUGAGGAAACCACAGACGCUUGGCCACCCGCCCAGCGGACUGAAGAAGAGCCGUAACCCUCCUGUAGGAGUGACCUCCCCCAUCACACACACCUCACAGAGCAUGCUCAAAGUGCCAGGAGUUCCAAAGAACGAUCAGCGAGUUGUGGAUAAGGCUAAAUUGGCAGUGAAAUCAUCAGGCUUACAGCGCUCCAGUUCAGACGCAGGGAAAGAUCGUGGCGAGCACAGAAAGCCCCCCUCCGGUCUCGUCCGUCCCUCCGCCGGCACCUCUAACUCCUUCGGCUACAAGAAAACCGCUCCAACUACCGGCACUGCCACCGUGCUAACAGCUAGUGUGAACACCGUCCCCGAAAACUCUGCGAUUGUCAACAAAACCCCUAAAAGCUCUGGCAUCCCAGUGAAGCCCUCCGCCGGCGGUGCAGGACGCAAGACCAGCCUGGACGUGUCCACCUGUGACCAAGGUUUCAUGGCCCCGAACGCACGCAACAACAUCCAGUACCGCAGUCUCCCGAGACCCGCCAAAUCCAGCACUCUGAGUCUGACGAGGAAGGCCGGGCGCUCGCCCGUCAGCAGCAACAUGGACGCCGGUCUGCAGGGCCUUAAGACAGUCCCCGCCCCGUCCAGACUGAAGGAGCCGGGCAGUGUGAAGAGCUCCCAUCGGGCCAGCACCGGAGGGUGCGCUCCGGUCAACCAGACGGACCGGGAGAAGGAGAAGGCCAAAGCCAAGGCGGUGGCGUCUGAUUCUGAGUGCUGCGGAGGCGGCCCGCUGAAGAACGGCCCGCUGACGCCGACACAGAGCGCCCUGGAGCCUCCUUCCAAACUGCUGGGGCUCCGGCAGCCGUCGAGUCUGAGCAAAUAUUCAGAGCUGCCCUCUCCCAACUCUCAGAGGCCCUCCAGUGCCAGAUCUCUGCCCAAACCUGCUCACCUGGACAAGGUCAACUCCAACAGCCUGGACUGUGGGAUAAUCGACAUGGACGUGAUAAUCGACCAGCUUCCUCCCAAAGUGCCGCCCUUCUCCAAACUGCAAGAACUAUCAGGAAUAAGCAGCACAAGCUGCCUGACGCCCAGCCCGGCUCCCAUCCUCAACGUCAACUCCUCUGAGUGCUUCUCCAGCGCCACGGUGGGCCGAGGGGUCAGUGCUGGCGGCUCUCCCUCGCUCUACCCCCGCCUCUCCGGGCUGCACCGCAGCAUGGAGUCCCUGUCCCUGCAGAUGAGCGUGUCUCCGGCGGGGGGCGGCGUCACGGAGCCCAGGCCCAGGCACGAGGACAGAGGGACGGAUGGUGGCUGGUCGACAGGAAGCAGGGUCUCGCUCACGUCAGACGGCUCACAAAGGGACAGAAAUACUCUCCCAAAGAAAGGCUUAAGCCAGCACAUCUCCUCGCAGGCUGAGGAGGACAGCAAAGAGAGACGUCACUCGCACACAAUAGUGAGCCUGAGUGAGACCAGCAGCCCUCCUCAGUUCCCUUCACCCAUACUGACAGGAAAAGCCCCGCUGACGAGCAUCAUAGCACCCAGCCCCACCUCAGGAACACCCAGAAUGACCCGAUCCAACAGCAUCCCCACUCACGAGGCCAGCUUUGAGCUGUAUCAGGCCUCUCCGCUGGGCAGCACCUUAUCACUCGCCGAGCGGCCCAAGAGCAUGAUCCGCUCCGGCUCCUUCAGAGACAGAGACGCCGGCGAUGACGUCCAUGGCUCAGUGCUCUCUCUGGUGUCUAAUGCCUCCUCCAGCUACUCCUCAGCGGAGGAGAGAAUGCAGGGCGAGCUUGACCGUCAUUGCAUGGAAAAGAGCAGCCUAACAUGUCUUUCUGUUAUUCUGCAAAUCCGUAAGCUGAGGAGGGAGCUAGAGUCUUCACAGGAGAAGGUGGCCAAUCUGACCUCACAGCUGUCUGCGAAUGCCAACCUGGUAGCAGCGUUUGAGCAGAGCCUGGCCCUCAUGACCUCUCGACUCCAGACCCUCUCCUUCAGCGCUGAGCAGAAGGACACUGAAUUACUGGACCUCAGAGAAACAAUCGAGAGCCUGAAGACCAAGAACAUGGAGGCGCAGGCCGUCAUCCAAGUCGCGCUCAAUAACCCAGAUGUCGCCCCAAAAGAGUUGCGAAUCAGGAGGCAGAACUCAUCCGAGAGCAUCUCUAGUCUGAACAGCAUUACCAGUCACUCCAGUGUGGGCAGCCUGAAAGACGACGCUAAGAAGAAGAAGAAAAAGAACUGGUUACGAAGUUCUUUUGGCAAGGCAUUCAGCAUAAAGAAGGGCGCUAAAGGUGGCUCCAUGUACUCUGAUAUUGAAGAGAUUGCCACUCCAGACUCUUCUGCACCCAACUCACCAAAACUGGGUCAUGAAGAUGGAGAGAACCCGCCCACCUCCCUUCCAUCCAGCCAAUCGACAACUUCCUCUGUCAUCCACGAGAUCAACGAGGAAAACGAGAGCGAUGAGAAGAUGGUGUCAGAGCUGCGGUCUGAGCUGUGGGAGAAAGAGAUGAAACUGACGGACAUUCGGCUGGAAGCGCUGAACUCGGCACACCAGCUGGAGCAGCUACGAGAGACCAUGAACAACAUGCAGAGAAUGGUGGAGAGUCUGAAGGCAGAGAACGAUCAGCUGAAAACAGGAAGUGCUCCGUCAUCCCUGGUCCUUCCUUGCGGCCCACCUUCUACUUCCACCUCCCAGCCGUCUGGUCUGGCCAGCCUCCUGAACUCCAACCAAACCAAACCGUCCAUGAGCCUCACCAAGUCCUUCAGCCUCAGCCUCAAUGAGUGCUCCAGCACUGACAUUGCUCCUAUGGAGUUGCUGAGCCUGUCAUCUCAGAGGCACGAGGUCUUUACGCGUGUGGUGGUCCGGAUAGCUGACCAGAAAGUGUCUAGAGAGCAGGUGAGGCAGCAGGAUUUCUACAUCGGCUCUGUGAAGAUUCAUGGGAAAACUGAAUGGUCUAUGUUAGACACGGACAUCUCCACAAUGUUCAGGGACUAUAUUUCACAGGUGGAUCCCAGUGCGAGCAUGGGACUGUCUGUGGACUCUAUCCACAGUUAUAGUAUUAAUCAGAGCAGGAGGGUGCUUGGAGCCGAAGCCCCAGAAAGUUCACCCUGUGACUGUUUAAAAAAGGGUCCCGGACUUGUCACUGUCACCCUCAAAGGUUUUAAGGAGAAGUGUGUAGACAGUCUGGUGUUUGAGACGCUCAUCCCCAAGCCCAUGAUGCAACACUACAUAAGUCUGCUCCUGAAGCACCGACGGCUGGUCCUGUCGGGCCCCAGCGGUACGGGGAAGACCUACCUCACCACCCGACUGGCGGAGUACCUGCUGGAGAGGAGCGGCCGAGAGCCCGGCCCUGGCCUUAUCACCACCUUCAACAUGCACCAACAGACCUGCAAGGACCUCCAGCUGUACCUGUCUAAUCUGGCCAAUCAGAUUGACCGAGAUUGUGGCACUGAGGACAUUCCACUGGUCAUAGUCUUGGACGAUAUCAGUGAAGCGUCUUCCAUCACCGACCUGGUCAAUAGUGCACUGACCUGCAAAUAUCACAAAUGUCCUUACAUCAUUGGAACCACCAAUCAGUCUGUUAAGAUGUCAUCCAACCAUGGCCUGCAUCUCAGCUUCAGAAUGGUCACCUUCUCCAACAACGUGGAGCCUGCAAAUGGUUUCCUGGUGCGUUACUUGCACAGGAAGUUGAUUGAAACGGAGGAUGAAAGCACAGUUCACAGCGCUGAGGUGUUGAAGGUUCUGGACUGGGUGCCUAAACUCUGGUAUCAUCUCCAUGCCUUCCUGGAGAAACACAGCACAUCAGACUUCCUCAUAGGUCCCUGCUUCUUCUUGUCUUGUCCAGUAUCAUUAGGAGAGUUUCAGUCCUGGUUUAUUGACCUCUGGAACCAGUCCAUUAUUCCUUAUCUUCAGGAGGGAGCUAAGGAUGGUGCGAAGGUCCAUGGUCAGAAAGCAGCAUGGGAGGAUCCGGUGGAGUGGGUGAGGGAUACGCUGCCCUGGCCUUCAGCUCAACAGGACCAGGCCAAACUCUUUCACCUCCCUCCACCAACCACCGGCCCCAAUUCUACUCCUGCGCAGCAGCCCAGUGAAGACAAGGACACACCCAACAAAGACAUGUCUCUGUCCACAAUGGAGUCCGAUCCAUUGAUGGCGAUGCUGCUGAAACUCCAGGAAUCUGCCAACUACAUCGAAUCACCCGAACGGGACAUUUCUGGCAACCCCACUUUCUAGGCUGAGCUAAAAGACUCGAGAGCUUACUAAUGGCUAGUGCUGUUACAAAACACUGUUCUGUACAGCUAAUUUGCACCUCCCGUCUCCUUUGAAAGGCUUCUGAGUCGAGAAGAGGAACUCCAUGUCACGGCAGACAAAGCUCUAAGUCUGAGAGAAUCUUUUUUGCACUGUCUUAACCAGUCCUUCCUUUGCUUAUUUAACCUGCAAGUGGCAUGGCAAUACUUGCAACUAUGGGUUGUGAAGAAUGGACGAUUGUGAAGAUGAAAUGUUCUUGUCUACCAUACUGGGAGCAAUAUAUGCUCCACGGUUAUUUUAUAUUACUUUUGCUUUGAGUAAUAUCUGACCACAUGGACCAAAAAUCUAUUUAUUCUUGUUUGCAAAAGUACCAACACUCCAUCCUCAAGAUCAAGUCGCCUGAACCCUGUACUCAAAGGUGCGGUUACAUUUAGACCAACUCGCAUGGAUGCAAAACGUAAUGUACAAGAUGGUGCUUAGAAUUCAGCCUUAAAUGAUGUCCCUCCAUAUAUCAUAAAAUCAGUUCCAUAGCAAUCAGAAUAUUACCUCACGGUUUGCAUAGUGAUGCAGUUUUAAGGUGCAGUACAAACCCAUAACCAGGUUCAUUCAUUCCUUUCAAACACGCAGACAUCAGACAGAUGUAGACUGUAGAUCUCUGAGAGCAUGCACUUUGAGUUGUAACUCAAUCAAGAGCACUGACUGGUUGUUCAAGAUUUGUAGGUUGUUUGCUCCAAUGGUGAGUUGAAGCAGCAAAAUUACCAGAAUUUGAGGCGACAUGAGCAAUAGAGACUGUUGGCGAUGGAUGAAUUUCAAUUAUAUGCAAAUGUAUACCAAUGGGAGAAAAAAUAAUGAAGCUCAUGUGACAUUGUUGAAAAAAGUUGCUGGAUUAAGGUGGCACUUGGAGAAGCAACAAAGCUGGGAAUGACUGUAGUAGGGUUCAUGUGAUCUACCGCCUGAUACAGUCAGAGGGCGACAUCAGGCGAAUAAAUAACUGUCAGUUAUAACAAAGGUGCUGUUACCGGUGCACAGUAUGCAACACCUUAUUUUCAGUAAUCGUUUAUGUGCGUCCAGUGUUUUUGACCUGAAAGUACAGAUAUACUUCAUUUUCCAUGUUUUGCUCUAUCUCAAACACACCAUUGAGCAUUCAAGCCCUUCUAAGUAAACUUGAGUGUUGUGACCCUGAGCAUGUCGUAGUGGGCCUUCAAGCUGUCGAACCUCUUGAGGAAUCACUGCUGUCCAUGCACAAGUCCAUGACAUUCAGAGGCAAAAAAGGGGAGCACACGGAUGUUGUGCAUAGACAAGAAUUGCAUAAAAAUGGACAGUGCGAGCCGCAGCAGAACAUGGACGAGGGAAGUAUACUUUCAGCUUUAGUUCCAGUACUCAAGGUGCUCAUAGAUCAAGGCUUUGCUCUCACUGACAUACCGAACUUAAUUUACUUGGCUUUGUGCUGAUGUAGCAACAAAUGUAGGCCCUGCUUCCACCUGGUAUUAAUGUGGUUGAAAUUCAUCUCUUGUGAUCUCUUUUUUGGAUUUUGUUGUUAUUUUGGGACACUCAGCAUCUCUUUUUCAAGAGUGCCAAGUGAGACAAACAAAUACUAUUGAAUGAAGGAAACCAUUGUGCAAAGUUUAUGAACAGGAAUGAAAGCAAAUGAAAAAGAUACAGAUUGCAGAUUAUUUUGGUGUCUCGAAACAAUCAAGUGUUAGUUGAGCGGGUGAUAAAAAAAUUAUGAUUCAAGUUCUGAGCUUAUCCAGGACAAACAAGGAUUCCUAUUAUUAAUGUGAUGUGGUCACAUGCAUUUUUGACUACCUCUGUAUGGGAUUUUAGUGAUCCCAUCGCAGUUUUAGACCAUGUUUACGCCUGCAUUUAGUGCCUAACAUUUAUGAUCGGAACACCAAAAAUUAAUACAAGGUGGAAACAAGGCUGUAAAUAUCCUGGAAACUGGCUCCACUGCCUGAACAAAUGAUGCCAAUUUGAGCUCCUGCCGAAUAAGAUGUAGUUCAAUUUUGGUUUUGAAAACAAUUCAGGAUCGUUUGCAGUGUGAACAAAGCCAAACUGCUUUAAACAAUUUUAUUAUGUCUGGAGGAUAUUUAGUAAUUUAUGUUUGCCCUUUGUUAUGUCUAGAGCUUCGAAGCUAAAUCGCAUCAGUGUCAGCUCACGAUUUUACACGCACUUAUGUCCUUCGGUCUUCUGUAACAAUGUAGCCAGUUUUAGAAAUAAUGUAAUGGAAUUUUUUAUUUCUCGUCAUUUUAAGUCACAGGACGGCCCCACAUCGGGGUCUUUUACAAACUCUCAAAUCAUUCCAGUAACAGUUGGAACAGAAAAUCUUGCGACUCAACACACCCUAAAAAAAUACAAAUGGUGGAUCGUAACUUAUGAAUGCAUUUGCUAUUGGCUGAUUAGAGGUGCUCCUGGACUGUAUGUGCAUGAAAGCUUUAACUGAGGAAAAUUCUAGCUAAAAAAGGCACCUUAUCAUGAGACAUGAGGAUGUGUUGGCAACCAGUCCACAAUAGCAAAGUGAUCUUUUUCAUAAAGUACCAAAUUGAAACUGAAUUUUACAUGCACUAACCAGUUAGCACUAUAGCAAUGUCAGAUGAAAUGCAAUCUGAGAAUGUAAAUUGGAUCAAAACUUCAGUUUGCCAACACACCUAGUGCUCUUGAUGAUGCUUGCUGACUUUUGUGCUCGUGUUUACGUGUCCUGUUACCGUCAGACGUAGCUUUCCAAAUGAAUAACCAGAGCAUUUUUUAAAGGUCUUUUUUGUAUGUUUUCUUUUUUACUAAAGGAUCCGAGUCUGACAUUUGUAAAUAGAUUUUCAAAAAAAAAAAAAGUUACCAAAAAAAUGCAAACAAAAAAGGUCUAUGGUAGAAGAAACAGAGCAAGGAUAAAAUAUAACAACUACUGUAUAAACUGAAUGUGUCUGGUUAGAUAUUAUACAUUACAGCGAGGAUCGCAGUCAUCUCUCACUUAUCGCCUUUCCUGUAGAGGCAAGUUAACUGCCACAAAGUAACUAGAUCAUGUUGCCUAUGUACGUUGUUCAAUAUAAAAGUGUCCUCUGUAUUCUCUUCCGGAUCGUACAAGGUAUUGACUGGCUUUUUACGAUUGAGUUGGCCAUAACAACCCAUAAAAAAACAGUAAAAAAAAAAAAAGUGGCAGCGGUGCUUCAAAUCACACAAGUACCUCAAAAUCUGUCUUAACAGCUCAUCGUAUGAUCAUGAACUUCCCUUAAUUGCUUAAGGAUAGUUUGAGGCUUUGGGGAAGAUUCCCCAGUGUUUGUCAUGAAAAUGUGCCUAAUAUAAGCCAACUCGUUGGACAUUGCAAUACCUAAACUACUAUGUUUUGCAAGGGAUUGUUUGCUGUGGAGGAUAAGAAUGCGAGCGAACGUGUUAUCCUUUUCUACGCUAGCUUAUAUAAUAACUUUGAGAUUUGAGCUCGCCGGUAGUCUCGUUUCCAGAUGUGCUGGAAGUCGAGGCUGCUUUGCCAGCUAGCACAAACUAAAGCCAUUUCCCACCGUCUCUUCUCGUCUCACAGAUAUAUUUGCCAUCCUAGUACAGUGUGCUUUAUCAUAUCUGCUGUCUUGCAUAUGAACUGAUACAGUUUGGACACGCUAAAAUGGAGUGUCUACGUUUUAAUUAAUUUAUUCAUUAUUUUAACUGUGUUACGACUAACAACGCUGAAUGUUCAAGCAGGCACAAUAAUAAUACAAAACCUGUGCUUUGUAAACUUGUGUUUUUUCCCCACUUGUUUUAGAUUAAACGGGUUUAAUAUUGUUUAAUCGAAACCGAUUGAUUUGUCACUAUGCAGCGUUGGAAUAACAUUGUAGAGUUGAGUUUUUAGUACCAAUGACAGAUAACAAUGGUUUAUGUAAUAAGCUAAUGUGCAGGUUUGAUGGUGUUUUUAAUGUUGAUGUGUAUCGCCAUUGUUUGUCUGGAAAAACACGUUGGACCUAUCUGUCCCACUGGGAUUUUAAACAAAACUAUGUUUUUCUUCCUCUUCUUCUUCCUCUUCUUUUCUUGCUUUCUUUAAGAAAUCUUUCUAUUUUGUAUAGAACAUUGCAAUUGUAAACAUUGUAAAUAGUAAACUCAUCUGCGACCACAAUCACAGUAAAAUAUGAAAAGAUACGGCCCUAUGAUGAGACACCUUUUCUUAUUGUUGGUUAUUAUUUUAUUUUAUUUUUUAUUUUUUGGCAAACUGUCUGCUGGAAAGGGGUUAUUAUAGGCAUGUGCUGAUCUGAGAGAAUUUCUUCCAUCAAAUAUUCACUCAUGUUUCCAAUAAACCCGUGCCAUCCCUA